GAAUCAUAAAUCGCUUCCUUUAAGCUUCCUGGUUCCAAAGUAUUGCACAGUAUUGAGCCAGUUGGUUCAGUCAGCUCUGUUUUCAGCUUAUGGAGGAGAGAAGAAACACAUAGAGAUCAAGUAUGGAGAAUGGAAAGCUGUCGAGGGAGGAGGCGUUGGAAAACUCAAGCUGCAAACAUGCAUGCCAUGUCCUGUUCUACUGCGACACAAACACUCUGCUGUUUGAGAGAAUUCCCAUUAAACAUAUCAUUUUGAUGCAGAUGCGCUUUGACGGUCUGCUGGGUUUCCCUGGCGGGCUCGUUAACCCACAGGAGGAGACCCUGGAGGCGGGGCUUAGCAGGGAACUGUUGGAGGAGGUGGGCGUGGCACUUCCUAUGUCAGUGGAGGAUCAUGUGGAUGCCCGCUAUGCCCCUUCUAAAUCCUCCUCCAAACCCCUCUCUGGUCUUAUCACUCACUUUUACGUGAGGAAGAUGGAUGAGGAGCAGAUUAGAGAGAUGGAGAGAGCGUCUGCUUCCACCGCGACAGAUCAUGGACUGGAGGUGCUAGGCAUGGUCCGAGUCCCCCUCUACACCAUGAGAGGAGGAAAAGGCCUCCCAUCGUUCCUCUCACACUCUUUCAUCGGCAACGCUCGCUCCCAGCUGGUCGACUUUCUCCUCCGUCUAAACCUGGUGGCCCCUUGGGACUUGCGCAAUGCUCUCGCAGACUCUUUGAAGACACACGCAGACAAAGCACACGACCUGAGAGCGGCCCUCGCGCUGACGCAGGCAAACAGGAAACGUUUUGAAAGCACACCUGCACGUGCUCCUGCAACAUCCUCUCAAACAAGCUCAUAGAUUCAGUUUGGCCAUCAGCAGGGUUUGACUCAAUCUUUCUCACAAAGUUAAUCCUAAAUACACACACACACACACACACACACACACACACACACACACACACACACACACACACACACACACACACACACACACACACACACAGACACACACUGUCACACUGAUGCUCAGAUGAUGACUCAUAAUUGCCUACUUUGCAUCAAACAGUUUGGAGAAAAUGUGAGCUGGAAAUAAAAUCAUUAACACUCCAUUAAAUUCACAUUUUCUGCCGUUUUUAUUAUACAACAUAACAACUUUUUCUUUUUUAUGGAAGCUAUUGUUACUCUUAUUAAUAAUACUGCAAAAAACUCUGUUUGUUAUACAUUUUUGGUUGGACAUGGCUCUUCUGUAUCAUGCAAUCUGCAUCAGCACCCAGGAUAGUUCACACCUGACAAUAAAACAGAAGAUGUUUUCAUCAAA
Molecule: messenger RNA, 1292 nt
Organism: Notolabrus celidotus (New Zealand spotty)
Lineage: Eukaryota; Metazoa; Chordata; Actinopteri; Labriformes; Labridae
Product: U8 snoRNA-decapping enzyme
Exons: 5
Coding region: 123-833 (236 amino acids)
Biological process (GO): sno(s)RNA catabolic process; mRNA catabolic process
Cellular component (GO): nucleus
Molecular function (GO): snoRNA binding; phosphodiesterase decapping endonuclease activity
Source: RefSeq, a predicted model, not a curated record